UAAAAAGCAAGGCAAUAUUCGUUAUCGCAGGGAUGGCCGAGUCGGGAUAUUAUUAGAAUCAUCCCUAGAUCUCCGCAAAAGAACUGAAUAAACGAUUCCAUCUCAAAUUCUUGCAAUUUAUGCUGCCUAGAGCAGACUUUUAUUUGCCGCGCGUUUUCAUACAAUAAGGUAGGUAGGUAAGCCAGACGUUAACACUUGCUACUGCCACCUAUUGCGUAAGGCUGCACAGUAAUCCAGGGGGCUGUGCCGGGCGGAAAAUUGUCGGCGUUUCGUCACCCGUCAGGCACCAGAUCAUCACUGAACACAACCUCCCAAGUCCAGUCGUCUCCAGCCACACCAAACCUACCUAAGCUUCCAGACUCUCCUUUGGAAUUAAACUUCGCAUUUUCUUCUCUGGCUUUUUCACACCAGAGAGGCCUUAAAUUAUUCAACACGGGAUUAAUCUUCUGAUGCCCGUAUAGAUACAAAUCCAAUACUAACCAUCUCUCUCGCUUCCCCCCUCCCCACUCCCCCCCAUAAGUCGCACAUCAUGGUAUGGUGCCAAUCCUCAAUAUCGGCGUCUUUUUUGACUGACAACUUUUACUCAACUCUCAGGGAAUAUCAAGACGCCCUAAGAACAAGGGCGCCGGUGCAGCCGCGGACGGCGCAAGCGGAGGCGCGAAGCCUAAGAAGGCCACCUUUGAGACAACCAAGAAGAAGGAGAUUGGUGUCUCCGAUCUGACCCUGCUGAGCAAAGUCUCCAACGAAGCCAUCAACGAGAAUUUAAAGAAGCGAUUCGAGGGCCGCGAAAUUUAUACCUACAUUGGCCAUGUGUUGGUCUCAGUCAACCCUUUCAGGGACCUGGGCAUUUAUACCGACCAGGUCCUCGAGAGCUACAUGGGCAAGAACCGACUCGAGAUGCCACCGCACGUCUUCGCUAUCGCCGAGGCCUCAUACUACAACAUGAAGGCAUACAGCGACAACCAGUGUGUCAUUAUUCAGGAGAGUCAGGAGCCGGAAAGACCGAGGCGGCCAAGCGCAUCAUGCAGUACAUUGCUAGUGUGUCUGGUGGAGAAUCCGGAGACAUCAAGCAGAUCAAGGACAUGGUGCUGGCAACCAAUCCCCUACUAGAAUCUUUCGGAAACGCAAAAACCCUUCGAAACAACAAUUCCUCGCGUUUCGGCAAGUAUCUACAGAUCUACUUCAACGCCCAGGGCGAACCCGUGGGUGCCGACAUCACAAACUACCUCCUGGAAAAGUCACGAGUGGUGGGCCAGAUCACGAACGAGCGGAACUUCCAUAUCUUUUACCAAUUCGCGAAGGGCGCCUCACAACAAUACCGAGAAACAUUCGGCGUUCAAAAACCCGAGACCUACGUCUAUACCAGCCGAUCAAAAUGCUUGGACGUAGACGGUAUCGACGAUCUCGCCGAGUUUCAGGACACGCUUAAUGCCAUGAAGGUUAUUGGCCUUACUCAGGCUGAGCAAGAUGAAAUUUUUCGAAUGCUGGCGGCUAUUCUAUGGGUUGGAAAUAUCCAGUUUCAGGAGGAUCAGGGCGGCUACGCAGAGGUUAUCGAUCGAUCAGUGGUUGACUUUGCCGCCUACCUGUUAGAAGUUACCCCUGACCAGCUCAUCAGCGGUAUCACAAUCCGAAUCCUGACACCUCGAAAUGGCGAAGUUAUCGAAUCGCCAGCCAACCCUGCCCAAGCACAGGCUACCCGGGAUGCUCUAGCAAUGGCCAUCUACAGCAACCUCUUCGACUGGAUCGUCGAGCGCAUCAACAAGUCUCUCAAGGCGAGGCAACCGACAACCAAUACAAUCGGUAUUCUGGAUAUCUACGGAUUUGAGAUUUUCGAGAAGAACACUUUCGAGCAGUUGUGCAUCAACUACGUCAACGAGAAGUUGCAACAGAUCUUCAUUCAACUGACUCUCAAGGCUGAGCAGGAGGAAUAUGCCAGGGAACAGAUUCAAUGGACCCCCAUCAAGUACUUCGAUAACAAGAUUGUGUGUGACCUUAUCGAACAGAUCCGGCCAGUUGGUAUCUUCUCUGCUAUGAAGGAUGCCACCAAGACUGCACACGCUGACCCCGCUGCUUGCGAUCGCACAUUCAUGCAGAGUAUCAACGGCAUGUCUCACGCCCAUCUUACCCCUCGUCAAGGAAACUUCAUCAUCAAGCAUUACGCUGGUGAUGUCACGUAUACUGUCGAAGGUAUUACGGAUAAGAACAAGGAUCAGCUUCUCAAGGGGCUUUUGAAUCUCUUCCAGCACAGUGGAAACCAAUUUGUUCAUACCCUGUUCCCUCGGCCUGUUGACCAAGAUAACCGAAAGCAACCUCCUUCUGCAGGCGAUCGCAUCCGAGCUUCCGCCAAUGCCCUGGUCGAGACGUUGAUGAAGUGUCAGCCCUCAUAUAUCCGUACCAUCAAGCCCAAUGAGAACAAGUCGCCAACAGAAUAUAACAGCCCCAAUGUAUUGCAUCAGAUCAAGUAUCUUGGCCUUCAAGAAAACGUUCGAAUUCGUCGUGCCGGUUUUGCUUACCGUCAAGAUUUUGACAAGUUCGUUGACCGAUUCUUCCUCUUGUCUCCUGCUACCUCAUACGCUGGUGAAUUCACUUGGGAGGGAACAACUGAGGCUGCCGUAAAGCAGAUUCUCAAGGAUACCAGCAUUCCUAAGGAAGAGUGGCAAAUGGGUGUCACCAAGGCCUUCAUCAAAGCGCCAGAGACGCUCUUUGCCCUCGAGCAUAUGAGAGACAGAUAUUGGCACAACAUGGCUACGCGAAUCCAGCGCAUGUGGAGGGCUUACCUCGCCUACCGAGCCGAGUCGGCGACCCGAAUUCAGCGAUUCUGGCGAAAGAAGCGAACCGGAGCAGAGUACCUUCAGCUUCGUGACCAUGGCCACCAGGUUCUUGGAGGUCGCAAGGAGAGACGCCGUAUGAGUCUGUUGGGUUCCCGACGAUUCCUUGGCGACUACCUGGGUGUCAAUGCAAGCACCGGCCCUGGAGCCCAGAUUCGCAACGCUGCCAGUAUUGGUACAAACGAAAAGGCGGUAUUUUCAUGCCGUGCUGAGAUUCUGGAGGCCAAAUUUGGUCGAUCCAGUAAAGCAAGCCCUCGAAUUAUCGUCGUCACUACCAACAAGUUCUACAUCAUUGCUCAAAUGCUUGUGAAUGGCCACCCACAAAUCUCAGUUGAGAAAGCAGUGCCUUUGGGAGCCAUUAAGUUCAUCGGUGCCUCAUCAGCGCGCGAUGAUUGGUUCUCGCUUGGCAUUGGCUCCCCUCAGGAACCUGACCCCUUGAUGAAUUGUAUGUUCAAGACAGAAAUGUUUACUCAGAUGCAGCGAGUGAUGCCCGGUGGAUUCAACCUUAAGAUCGCUGAGACAAUCGAGUAUGCCAAGAAGCCCGGCAAGAUGCAGCAGGUUAAGGUCUUGAAGGAUUCACAGCUUCCAGUUGAUUACUACAAGAGUGGUGCUGUUCACACGCAGCCCGGUGAGCCACCGAGCUCCAUCUCUAGACCUACACCCAAGGGCAAGCCUGUACCUCCUCGCCCCAUCACUCGAGGUAAGCUUAUCAAGCCUGGUGGCCCUAACGGUCGACCUUCUCGCAUCCAAGGCAAUCGAACUGCCAAGCCUAGACCAGGGGCAGGUCGUGCCGUGCCUCAACCACCAGCUGCUGUCUCCAAUAUUGCUGCUGUUCCCGCUGCCGCCACCCAAAGCACUUCUCGUAUCGCUCCUCGUCCUGGUGCGAACGCUGCUGCUCCAGUUCCUGCUGCCCACAACGCUCUCCCAAGCCACACUCGCAAUGCUAGUGGCGCUGGACGUGCACCCCCACCACCGCCUCCUCCUGCUGCCGCAGCACGUCCACCAAGCCCGCCCAAGGUGAUGGCCAAGGUCUUGUAUGACUUUGCUGGACAACGAGAAAACGAGCUCACUAUCACUGCUAAUGAGAUCGUUGAGAUUGUGCAGAAGGAAUCCAAUGGUUGGUGGUUAGCCAAGAACCCUCAAACGGCACAACAGGCUUGGGUCCCUGCAGCUUAUGUCGAGGAACAAGCUCCACCUGCACCUCGAGCUCCUCCGGCUCCUCCGCGAUCCAAGCCAACACCCCCUGCGCCCCCAGCCAAGCGCCCUGCUGCUAACCGUAAGCCUGCCGAGCUUCAGCAGCGCGACUCUGGCAUGAGCCUCAAUACGCCCAAUGGAGGAGAUAGCCGCAGCAGCACACCGACACCCAGCUUGGGUGGUAGCUUGGCAGAUGCUCUGCUGGCUAGAAAGAAUGCUAUGCAAAAGGAAAAGGAGGAUGACGACGACUGGUAGUCGACAUAACGAGUUUAUGCUUCACGAAGUUACUAAGGAGUCGAAAAGAACUUUGACGAGACAAUCUCGAUGGGUUAGACUUUUGCACCUGCAUUACUUAACACAAAUCGCAGCGCGCAAGAGAAGAGGAGGGAUGAUAUAUGACAGUGUGUGCUUUCUUCUGUUGUAUACAAACGAACAAGACUGUGCUGGGCAACCGAGGUGUGUAGAAAGCCGCAAAGAAAUCACGGCCGAGUUUGGUUUUGGUUUUCUUUUCUUGAUGCUUUAGGCAAGCGUUUGUAGGAAGGGUCGUUCUGGGACGGACUGAUGAACGAAGAUAUUCAUAUUCAUUGCAAGAAGAUUACAGAUUUUUAGAAGGGGUUAAAUACUUUGACUUUGAACUUUAAUGCUCUAUUAUACAUGUCAUGUCAUCUAAUCGUCUGAAAUAUCUCGCUGGAGCACUUUUCGUCUUCUCAUGAGCUCGGCUAGGGGCACAUCUUCGUCUGCUGCCUCCGCUUCUGACUCUUCCUCAUCAACACCAUAAUCUCGCAGUCUAUCGCCAUCCGAGUUCACCCAUCCAAGAUCUUGAUCGAAUUCACGGUCAUACUCUUCAUCGUCAUACAUAUCAUAGUCAUCAACCUCUUCAAGUUCCGCCAUGAGAUGUCUCUUGCGUUUCUCAUCGUCGGCCUUUCGCUUGAGAAACUCAGCCUUGAACUCGCUGGAGCUCAUGCUCGCCUGGCGAAGCUCCUCAGCGUAGUCACGAUUUGCGGCAGGCCAACCUCUUGCAG
This is a messenger RNA of Fusarium verticillioides 7600, 5044 nucleotides long. RefSeq names its product myosin-1. The record is from RefSeq and is a predicted model, not a curated record. The coding region runs from base 1023 to 4277 and encodes 1084 amino acids. Gene Ontology annotation, cellular component: cell tip; microvillus; actin cortical patch. Gene Ontology annotation, biological process: endocytosis; actin filament organization; vesicle transport along actin filament. The transcript has 2 exons. Gene Ontology annotation, molecular function: microfilament motor activity; ATP binding; actin filament binding. NCBI's taxonomy places the organism in Eukaryota, Fungi, Ascomycota, Sordariomycetes, Hypocreales, Nectriaceae.